This is a messenger RNA of Spathaspora passalidarum NRRL Y-27907, 1115 nucleotides long. RefSeq lists its product as uncharacterized. Bases 83 to 832 code for a protein of 249 amino acids. NCBI's taxonomy places the organism in Eukaryota, Fungi, Ascomycota, Pichiomycetes, Serinales, Debaryomycetaceae. The transcript has a single exon. The record is from RefSeq and is a predicted model, not a curated record.
AAACACCGUCGACGAGGCAGACAUUAUCCAUCAUGUAAGAUUAGGCAAUGGACAAUACCAUGAUGCAUUGAUUGGGGUGAUUAUGAAUUGUCGUCCUAUGGUCAACAAGAAAGUGUAUCCCAGAGGCGGAGGCGGACGCGUUCAACGUGGAGGUGGCGAGAAAAGGAAUAAGCCAAGAGCAGUAAUAACGAGGGUUAAGAGCACAUAUAAGUACAACCCUCAGUCUGACGAAGCCAAGGAGUUCUGGACGUUAUACGAUAGCAAUCCCCAAUUCCACAACAUCGAUAGGCAAAUCUUGAUUAAUGCGCUUGAGUUUUUCGAAGGGGAAGUAUACAAGGCAGUUGCAUUGGCCACUGAGUUAAUCAGCCAUCCACAGUAUAAUCGUAAACCGAAGAUUACGUCAUCAGCGCGUCAUCAACGGCAAAGCAACGACCCGUAUUUGGCCGUGUCCCAGAAAUUCACCAACUACCAAAGGGUCAAAGCUGAAGCUACCACCUCGGAAAAAGACCAGUUUAGAAAGUAUCUCGAAAGCAGUGUGGUUGAUUUGCACAUGCUUAGACUUACGCAGGCCAUGACGCUCACCAAAAUGGUGUUGAAUCAUUGGUGGGAAGAGGAAAUGAGGUAUCGGGAGCAAGACGGGAACCUUGGCAGGUUUGGGCAUUUGGCGGGGACUGGAGCGGUCACGUUGAUUACGGGGAGGGGUAUACAUUCUGUCGGAGGUGUUUCUGUCAUUAGACGAUUUGUUAAACAGUAUUUGACCAAGAAUGAUUACGUUUUCGAGGAGCAUCUGGGGAAGUUCGAGGUUAAGGGGAAGAGAGGAACACAUAGAUAGACACUCGGUGCCGGGGAGCGGAAUCAGACUGAAGCAGACUGAAGCAGAUUGAAUCAGAUUGAAUCAGAUAGUAGUGCCACUGCAAGUGUGAUUGAUUGCCGGUUCGGACACUACGCUGCACACCCUGCAAGUAAGUACAGUGCAAGUGGUGAAACUGUGCUACUGUUUAACAAAGGAAUUUCCGAGACAGGUGAAACAGAGCGUGAUUUUAUGCAAGACUAAGAGAUAGUAAUAGUAGUAAUAGUAGUAAUAGUAGUACAAAGUAAUGACAAAAAAAUAAGCU